Molecule: messenger RNA, 3184 nt
Organism: Phacochoerus africanus (Common warthog)
Lineage: Eukaryota; Metazoa; Chordata; Mammalia; Artiodactyla; Suidae
Gene: MALT1
Product: MALT1 paracaspase
Exons: 16
Coding region: 880-3021 (713 amino acids)
Biological process (GO): proteolysis
Molecular function (GO): cysteine-type endopeptidase activity
Source: RefSeq, a predicted model, not a curated record
AAAAAAAAAGGAUUAAAAAAACAAAAACAAAACCAGCAUUCAUUUAUUAUCUCACAGUGUCUGAGGAGAGGAAUCCACGGCUGGCUGAGCUGGGUGGUUUCGGCUCAGGGUCUCUCAGAAGGGACAGUCUAGCUACAGCCACCCAAAGGUCUGACUGAGGUUGGAAAAUCCCUCCUUGGAUGGCUCACGUGCAUGGCUGUAGGCAGGAGCCCAACUUGCUUUCCUUACCAUUGGGGCCUCCCUGCAGGGUUGCUCAAGUGUUUGGGUGACAUGGCAGCAGGCUCCCCCAGAGGGAGAGAUGGAGAGAGUGGUGGGAGUGAGGGGAUGGGUAUCCCGUUAUCCACUCCAGGAUUUUGACAGGAAGCUGCUGUCAAAAGUUUUGCAGGUUUGUAGUCAUUUCCCGGAUGAGAAAUGUUUGCAUCACCUAGGUCAAAUUUAUAUCCUGCUAUUCUGUCUCUGUGCCUUUCUGCUUAUGGAACAGUUUUACUUUAAUGCUCAGUCCUGGCAUUGACAUUCCUGUGUCUGUUGAAGACAUUUUCAAUGGCAUUUAAGCUCCCACUUGUUUUACUAACAGUGCACUUACCUCCUUUGAAGUGCUAGCCAUGUAAACAUUUAUGACCAAGUAUUCCCAGAGCUGGCACUGAGAAAACAUUAUGACUGCUGCCUGUGACACAUCUUCAUAAGGCACAUCCUGAUUUCAGAGGUGUUAGAAUGUGGAAAAACUAUUUCUCAGAAUUGAAGAAAUAUGGCAAACAGUUUUCUCCCUCAGUCGUGGGGAAGUACACUAGAUCAAAGUCUUCUGCAGGUGAGUUUCUUUCCUCCUGCUUUUACAGAGCCUGGAACUCACAAACUCAUAAUCUGAUGGGGAAGGAGAUGUGAAUGGUGAUUUAUAACAAGGAUGAAUAUACAGGAAUCAAAAUCACUGUAAACCCAGAAUCCAAGGCAGUCUUGGCUGGAGAGUUUGUAAAACUGUGUUGCCGGGCAACCGGACAUCCUUUCGUACAGUAUCAGUGGUUCAAAAUGAAUAAAGAGAUUCCGAAUGGAAAUGCAUCAGAACUUAUUUUUAACACAGUGCAUGUGAAAGAUGCAGGCUUUUAUGUCUGCCGAGUUAAUAAUAAUUUCACCUUUGAAUUUAGCCAGUGGUCACAGCUGGAUGUUUGUGAUGUCACAGAAGUAACAGAAAGCUUCCGGAGAAGUAUCGAUGGCAUCUCUGAAUCCAAGCUGCAAAUCUGUGUUGAACCAAGGUCCCAAAAGCUGAUGCCUGGCAGCACGUUGGUCUUAGAAUGUGUUGCUGUUGGAAGCCCCAUUCCACACUACCAGUGGUUCAAAAAUGAAUCCCCACUAACACAUGAGACAAAAAAGCUAUACAUGGUGCCUUAUGUGGAUUUGGAGCAUCAAGGAACCUAUUGGUGUCGUGUAUAUAAUGAUCGAGACAGUCAAGACAGCAAGAAAGUAGAAGUCAUCAUAGGAAGAACAGAUGAGGCAGUGGAGUGCACUGAAGAUGAAUUAAAUAAUCUUGGGCAUCCUGAUAAUAAAGAGCAAACAGCUGAGCAACCUUUGGCAAAGGACAAGGUUGCUCUUUUGAUAGGAAAUAUGAAUUACUGGGAGCACCCCAAGCUUAAAGCUCCUUUGGUGGAUGUAUAUGAAUUGACCAACUUGUUAAGACAGCUGGAUUUCAAAGUCGUUUCCCUGUUGGAUCUUACUGAAUAUGAGAUGCGUAACGCUGUGGAUGAAUUUUUACUGCUUUUAGACAAAGGAGUCUAUGGACUGUUAUAUUAUGCGGGACAUGGUUAUGAAAACUUUGGGAAUAGCUUUAUGGUCCCUAUUGAUGCUCCAAAUCCAUAUAGGUCUGAAAAUUGUCUAUGCGUUCAAAAUAUAUUGAAAUUGAUGCAAGAAAAAGAAACGGGACUCAAUGUGUUCCUGUUGGAUAUGUGCAGGAAAAGAAAUGACUAUGAUGACACCAUUCCAAUCUUGGAUGCACUAAAAGUCACUGCCAAUAUUGUGUUUGGAUAUGCCACGUGUCAAGGAGCAGAAGCUUUUGAAAUACAGCAUUCUGGAUUGGCAAAUGGAAUCUUCAUGAAAUUUUUAAAAGACAGAUUAUUAGAAGAAAAGAAAAUUACUGUGUUACUAGAUGAAGUUGCAGAAGAUAUGGGUAAAUGUCACCUGACCAAAGGCAAGCAGGCUCUAGAGAUUCGAAGCAGCCUAUCUGAAAAGAGAGCACUCACUGACCCGAUACAGGGGACGGCGCAUUCUGCAGAAUCCCUGGUGCGGAACCUCCAGUGGGCCAAGGCGCACGAACUUCCGGAAAGUAUGUGUCUUAAAUUUCACUGUGGUGUUCAGAUUCAAUUAGGAUUUGCAGCCGAGUUUUCCAAUGUCAUGAUAAUCUAUACAAGUAUAGUCCACAAACCACCCGAUAUAUUAAUGUGUGAUGCCUAUGUCACCGAUUUUCCACUUGACCUAGAUAUUGAUCCAAAAGAUGCAAAUAAAGAGACACCUGAAGAAACUGGCAGCUAUUUAGUAUCAAAGGAACUUCCCAAGCAUUGCCUCUAUACCAGACUCAGCUCCCUGCAAAAAUUAAAGGAACAUCUUGUCUUCACAGUAUGUUUAUCAUAUCAAUACUCAGGAUUGGAAGAUACCAUAGAGGAAAAGCAGGAAGUGAAUGUCGGGAAACCUCUCAUUGCUAAACUAGACAUUCAUCGAGGCUUAGGAAGGAAGACCAGCUUCCAAACUUGUAUCAUGUGUAACGGCCCUUACCAGAGCUCUGCAUCCACAUCAGCAGGAGCCGCCCAUUAUCAUUCAUCUCAAGACUCAUUCUGUGGUGUUUACCAUUCACAUCUUAGUAAUUCAAGCAAUGCUAUGCCGUCAGAUAGCUGUCAGUGCAGCCGAACUGCAGAUGCCUUUAUUUCAAGUCAUCAUACCCACCAUUAUUCAUGUCAGUUUGGCAGAAGUAAUGUGCCAGUAGAGACAACUGAUGAAAUACCAUUCAGUUUCUCUGAUGGGCUCAGAAUUUCUGAAAAGUGACCUCUUUGUUUUGAAAGUUAUCAUAAUUACUAGAUGUCUCAUCUAACAGUACUCAAAUGAGUGAGGUAUUGUAAAAAGAGCAAAGUAACAGCUGUUACAUGGCAAACUCAGGACUUUGAGAUGUAAAUUCUAUUAUUUAACUACAGACUUCCUCUAAAAUUUU